AUGGUUGUACGAUCGUUAGAUGUGAAUAAAGAUCAAUUUUGUUCUUGUGAGAAUGAUGAAGAGUUUCUUGGUCUUGAAGUACUAUAUCUAAGUGCCAUAGGAGCAUUGAUGUAUCUUGCAAACAACACAAGAACUGAUAUAGCUUUUGCUGUAAACUUAUUAGCAAGAUUUGGUUCUUCUCCAACACGUAGACUUUGGAAUGGAAUUAAACAUGUAUGUAGAUAUCUCAGAGGGACCAUUGAUAUGAAGUUAUUUUAUUCAAAUGAUUCAAAAUCCCUAUUAGUUGGUUAUGCUGAUGCUGGAUAUUUAUCGGAUCUACAUAAAGGUCGAUCUCAAACGAGAUAUUUAUUUACAUGUGGAGGUACUGCUACAUCAUGGCGUUCGACAAAGCAGGCAUUAGCUGCUACCUCUUCAAGUUAUGCUAAAAUAAUUGAAAUGCAUGAGGCAAGCUGA
Molecule: messenger RNA, 453 nt
Organism: Gossypium raimondii (Peruvian cotton)
Lineage: Eukaryota; Viridiplantae; Streptophyta; Magnoliopsida; Malvales; Malvaceae
Product: secreted RxLR effector protein 161-like
Exons: 1
Coding region: 1-453 (150 amino acids)
Source: RefSeq, a predicted model, not a curated record